CAAAGAGGGCUUGAGCGGCUUUCCGCACUUUACUGGAGGCCCGAAAUUGCUCCGGUUCCUGCGUAGGGGAGACGAGGAGCAGAUAGAGACUGUGGCGUGGAUCCAUACAGGCCACGAAGGCGUACAAGAAGCCCGUGUCAUUGAAGCGAGGGAGGCAGAUGGGGGUCCACGUUUCAUUCUCCGUCCGGAAAAAGGGCUGGGUGGUAAGGAAAUUCGAGAGCAGAAGGAGGUCGGAGGCGCGCAAACGGUGCCAGGGCGGGUCCCGGGGCUCCACCAGGGUGACCAGCCGGUUGCCAGACAGAAGGAGGGCGUAGAGCACAGGCUGGAGUCCUGGAGUGGAAGCGCAGAUAUUAACGAGGGCUUGCGCCAGGUCGUGGCGGAGAGUGGGGUCCAAGGGGAGGGCGUGCGCGGCGCUGGUCAGG
Nannochloropsis gaditana CCMP526 is the source of this 422-nucleotide messenger RNA. Its product is annotated as mon1 a-like protein. The record is from RefSeq and is a predicted model, not a curated record. The transcript has a single exon. The annotation marks the transcript as partial.